AUAUAAAGGCAGGCACCGGUCUUUCUUCUUCUGGAUUGACUAACUGCAAAUCUAUUUGAAGUAUUUGUGUGUGCGUCUAGUUGCUUGUGAGGAGGAGCAAACAUUGGCGACUGAGCUGAGAGUACUUUGUGUAUUCUAUAUUUAACAUGAAAAGCUCUUCAGGUAUUACAAACAGUGACUUGGCCACAUCUGGACUUGGAGGUAUUCAGGUUCUUGCCACUCUAGUUACAACCUGGUUACUAGACAGGGCUGGCCGGCGCAUCCUACUCAUUAUAUCUUCUGCUGGGAUGACUAUAAGCCUUCUUGCGGUUGCCGUCAUAUUUUUUAUCAAGGACACUGUUUCACAAGACUCUCACUUGUAUUACAUAUUGAGCAUGGUCUCCUUGCUUGCUAUUGUGGCUUAUGUUAUCGCCUUCUCCUUCGGUAUGGGCUUCAUUCCAUGGGUCAUAAUGUCUGAGAUCCUCCCGGUUAGCAUCAAGAGUCUGGCGGGAAGCUUCGCGACGCUCGCCAACUGGCUGACUUCCUUUGGGAUAACGAUGACAGCAAACUUGCUGCUCAGCUGGAGUGCUGGAGGUACCUUUGUGUCCUAUAUGCUCGUGAGCGCCUUUACGCUCGUGUUCGUCAUCCUCUGGGUGCCGGAAACCAAGGGAAGAACCCUCGAGGAGAUACAGUGGUCAUUCCGCUGAGCCCCGGAGGCCGGAGUAAUUCUUCCUGAAUGGCAUUGUUCUGCAAGUUGGGCAUUGUUUUUGUUUUGUACAAGUCCAAGACGAUUCUUCCUCGAUGAAGGUCAAGCAUUUUUUCUGUCCAUACAAAGUUGUGUAUAUUCUUGUACAACAUUGGUUCAGACUUUCAGUUGGCUUUGUAAAGGGGGCCUGUGUAGUGACUCUCAUCAGAUUAUACUGCGGUUUUGUGUUUACUGUACCAUGGUCAGCCGAGAUUUUUUUCGAAAUAAAAUGUA
Messenger RNA from Triticum aestivum (bread wheat), 958 nucleotides. RefSeq names its product sugar transporter ERD6-like 4. Lineage: Eukaryota; Viridiplantae; Streptophyta; Magnoliopsida; Poales; Poaceae. Gene Ontology annotation, cellular component: membrane. The transcript has 7 exons. Gene Ontology annotation, biological process: transmembrane transport. Gene Ontology annotation, molecular function: transmembrane transporter activity. The coding region runs from base 147 to 686 and encodes 179 amino acids. The record is from RefSeq and is a predicted model, not a curated record.